UUUCGAUACAACCCAGAUCUAUUCCUGCGGCUGCCCCUUCCGGGGUGGGGGAGCAAUUCUUGGGUCUGGGGGCUGCCGAGGCACUGCAGGUGACCAGCACACGCCUGCUCCUUUAUGUCGCAUCCGUUCUGUCUCUGUACCUCUUCAGCUCCUGCACCCAGCCCCGGAUCCCUUCCCAGCCCUACUCUGGUGUCCUGGGUAGCUUGAGGACACGGAGCUGGGCAGAUGCCGAGAGCCCGCCGCCUCUCUCCCUCCUACCCAUUCUCGCCGCCUGGCCCCACCCCGUCAGGCUGAGCCACUAGGCGCCCGAAGCGGGGCCUCCGGCAACUACGUGUGGUCUUAUGCUCGGCUUGCGCCUGUCUUCUGCUCCAGUUGCUUUCCCAGCCGAGCAGAAAAGCCGGGGCGGCGGCGGCAUGUUGCCCGGGCCCUGGGAAGCUGGGCUGUUAGGCACUGCCGCCUGAAGUCUGUGGGUGCGCCUACCCGCUCACAGGCAGUCCAGUCACCCACCCGACAGGCCCCAGCCAGCCCGACGGAAGCCCGCACUGACAUUACAGGGUAAAGGGGACCAGAGGCUGCUCAGCGAUCCUACUACGACCCCAGCCCCUAAUAGGGUUUUGGAUGUAACACUGAAUUGGGAAGUUCUUAUUGGCUUACAACUCUGCAACUAUCAAUAAAAAGUUACAGGAAGUUACAGGGCUUGAGGUUAGCUCUAGAAGACUUGGAAGUGGGGUUGUUGGGGGUAUGUGCCUGAUCGAAUGUAUGUGUUUAGAAACCUAGCACCUGGUGCAGUGCCUGGCAACAGUAAAACCCUCAAUAAACUUUUGUUGAAUGAAUGAAAAGGUAGUGACUGUGGGAGCAGAGAUAGAGAGGGCUACUCUACUCAUCCCACCCCUGCCUCCCCUGGGCUCAAGCAGACAAAAGUAAUUAGGUUGAGCCUUUAAUCACAGCUGAUUUCACAGGUGAACAAGGAAGAGCAGGGAAAGGCAGAAAUCCUGGGAACACAGGGUGCUGGCCUGGCUCACAGGCACUGCCUCUCUUUGGGACCCCCUCCCGCCCCCACAGCUUGGCUGUCAAUAAUCUGUUUUCUUGUCUCCCUCAGGACACUGGGUUCAUGAGCCGCCCCAGGCUUAAUGAUUGUCCAGAAAGGGGCUAUAAAGGGAGCCUGGGAGGCUGGGUGGAGGAGGGAGCAGGAAAAGCCUAACUCAGCAGAUCGGGGGCACUGAGAGAGCCACAAGCAGGAGCUGUGGUCAGAGGCUCGGUGUCCUGGCCAGUAGGGCCUGCUGGCUUCCACCAUGGCAGCCCGAGGCUACGGCUAUUAUCGCAUUAUGAUCUUUUCGGCCAUGUUCGGAGGCUACAGCCUGUACUACUUCAACCGCAAGACCUUCUCCUUUGUCAUGCCAUCGCUGGUGGAGGAGAUCCCUUUGGACAAGGAUGACUUGGGGCUCAUCACCAGCAGCCAGUCAGCAGCCUAUGCCAUCAGCAAGUUUGUGAGUGGGGUGCUGUCUGACCAGAUGAGCGCUCGUUGGCUCUUCUCUUCUGGGCUGCUCCUGGUUGGCCUGAUCAACAUAGUCUUUUCUUGGAGCUUCACAGUGCCUGUCUUUACUGCUCUCUGGUUCCUCAAUGGCCUUGCACAGGGGCUGGGAUGGCCCCCAUGUGGGAAGGUCCUGCGGAAGUGGUUUGAGCCAUCUCAGUUUGGCACUUGGUGGGCCAUUCUGUCAACCAGCAUGAAUCUGGCUGGAGGGCUGGGCCCUAUCCUGGCAACCAUCCUCGCACAGAGUUAUAGCUGGCGCAGCACGCUGGCCCUUUCUGGAGCGCUGUGUGUGGUUGUCUCCUUCCUCUGUCUCCUGCUCAUCCACAAUGAACCUGCUGAUGUUGGACUCCGAAACCUGGACCCCACCCCCGCCAAGGGCAAAAAGGGCUCCUUGAAGGAGGAGAGUACCUUACAGGAGCUGCUGCUGUCCCCCUACCUGUGGGUGCUCUCCACUGGCUACCUUGUGGUGUUUGGAGUCAAGACCUGCUGUACUGACUGGGGCCAGUUCUUCCUUAUCCAGGAGAAAGGACAGUCAGCCCUCGUGGGUAGCUCCUACAUGAGUGCCCUGGAGGUUGGGGGCCUUGUUGGCAGCAUCGCAGCUGGCUAUCUGUCAGACAGGGCCAUGGCAAAGGCAGGGCUGUCCAUCUAUGGGAACCCUCGCCAUGGCCUGUUGCUGUUCAUGAUGGCUGGCAUGACAGUGUCAAUGUACCUCUUUCGAGUAACCGUGACCAGUGACUCCCCCAAGGAUUUUGCUUUCUGGACUCCAGCUCUUCACCCUCUCGCUGAGCUCACAGGCUUUAAGGAACAUGAGCUCUGGAUCCUGUUGUUGGGAACUGUGUUUGGCUUCUCCUCUUAUGGUCCCAUCGCCUUGUUCGGAGUUAUAGCCAACGAGAGCGCCCCUCCCAACUUGUGUGGCACUUCCCAUGCCAUUGUGGGACUCAUGGCCAAUGUGGGCGGCUUUCUGGCUGGGUUGCCCUUCAGCACCAUUGCCAAGCACUACAGCUGGAGCACAGCCUUCUGGGUGGCUGAAGUGAUCUGUGCAGCCAGUACAGCUGUCUUCUUUCUCCUACGAAACAUCCGCACCAAGAUGGGCCGAGUGCCCAAGAAGGCUGAGUGAAGAAAGUGCAGGUUCCAGAGCAUCCUCUCACCUGUGACCUUUCACCUGCACAGGGUGAGAAGAAGAGGGACGGGGCUAAGCUGGCUAGCACUGAACCUGACUUCCUUUUUCUGUUCCUUGUCCCUAGUCCUGGUGGUGCUGGAAUUUAUUAGUGGUUAAUGAGGUCCCAGCUCCCCAUCCUACGCUCUAUUUAAAAGACAACCUUUGCUCUUAGAUUCCAUUAGCUCCUAUUUUCUGCCUACAAACAGGAAAUCCCUGCAGUCAAGGAGUCUCCUAUACCCUUCUCUCCUGGGCCCUGCCCCCAUCCCACACCAUCCCCACCUGAGGUGAGGUCCUCCUGCAGCUGCAGGACACCAAUGACCCCUGCCUUCUGUCCUAAGGCCUUUCAGCAGGGGGCAACUGCUGCCAAUACCUCAAGGCUCCAGGGGAAGAGAGGAGGCCAACAUUCUUACCAUUACCCUGGGUACAAUAGGGGGGUAUGGGUGGGAGAGUGGGAAGACUUGUUACAGAUUAAAACUAGAUUUGAUACUCAA
Molecule: messenger RNA, 3181 nt
Organism: Hipposideros armiger (great roundleaf bat)
Lineage: Eukaryota; Metazoa; Chordata; Mammalia; Chiroptera; Hipposideridae
Gene: SLC37A4
Product: solute carrier family 37 member 4
Exons: 9
Coding region: 1293-2648 (451 amino acids)
Biological process (GO): phosphate ion transmembrane transport; glucose-6-phosphate transport
Cellular component (GO): endoplasmic reticulum membrane
Molecular function (GO): glucose 6-phosphate:phosphate antiporter activity
Source: RefSeq, a predicted model, not a curated record